Messenger RNA from Colletotrichum godetiae, 1030 nucleotides. RefSeq lists its product as uncharacterized. The transcript is spliced from 3 exons. NCBI's taxonomy places the organism in Eukaryota, Fungi, Ascomycota, Sordariomycetes, Glomerellales, Glomerellaceae. Bases 254 to 1030 code for a protein of 258 amino acids. The record is from RefSeq and is a predicted model, not a curated record.
UGAACAUCAUAUCAAAACACAUCUCAGGCGCAGCGAUUACCAGGUGCAAGUGGUCGAUUAUGCCCAUUGUAACGGAGCCAAUCGCUCACCCCCAGCGGCUGCAUGAACCCCAUACUUCUCAUUGGAUGCGGUUGCCUGUUAGCCUUCUUUACAGCUGCAAAGCCUCAGUACGCGCGCAAGUCGGAGAUCUUAUCACCGGGAAACAUAUCAACUGGUUGUUGCAGAGGAAUCCACGAGUCGCUAGGGACUAAUCAUGAGACUUCUAUCGACGAAGACGACGAAACUCGAGGUUUUUGAUCUCGAAAAUGCCCCACCUUACGCCGCUUUAUCCCACCUCUGGGAGCAUGAUGAGGUUCGAUUCCAAGAUAUGGGAGACUUGGCCGCGGCGGCUCAGAGAAGUGGCUUUCGCAAGAUAGAGUCCGCUUGUGUUGUUGCCGCAGAAGAAGGACUCGGGUAUAUCUGGAUUGAUACUUGUUGCGUGGACAAGGAAAAUGAAGCCAAACGAAGCGAAGCUGUCGAGUCUAGCUUCCGCACUUUCAUAUCAGCAACAAUAUGUAUAGCAUACCUGUCUGACGACGACGAGCUAAAGCCCAAGUUCCGAAAUUCUCUCAGGCGCAGUACAUGGUUUACACGGUCAUGGACACUGCCGGAACUUAUUGCUCCACCCGAGCUUGUAUUCUAUUCCUGUGGAUGGAAAGUCAUGGGCACACGGUCGGAGCUCCAGAACGAUCUGUUCAAUAUUACCGCGGUUGGCCCUUUCAUUCUCCAGGGCGGUGAUCUCGCAAAGGUAUCUGUGGCCCGGAAGAUGUUCUGGGCCACGAACCGCAACACGCAUCGACAUGAGGAAGUUGCAUAUACCCUGUCUGGCUUAUUCGGGAUCGAGAUGAUGCCAAUAUAUGGAAAGGGCAACGCGAACGCAUUCUUACGUCUGCAAGAACACAUUGCGAAGACCGUCCCAGAUCCAACCCUUUUCGCCUGGAGAGACGAUUGGUCCCAGAAACUUUUUGGCAAACAGUCCAAGUGCUUUUAG